AUGAUACCCUCCUCGCCCCUGCACGCCGUUUUCCGGCGCCACCUCAACCUCCUGCGCCAGGCCCGCCUGCCAAAGACACCCAACGCACCAAAGCGACCACAGUCAACAAACUCACAACCCCCAAAACACGACACAUCAUCGUCGUCGUCACCACCGCCGCCGCCAAAGGCCCAAGACCCGAUCCCCGUCCCAAACACCGUCCCUCCGCCGCCUACCUUCUGGCAGCGCCUCGGGCCCCUGACCCGCGCCGGCCAGGCCUACGCCCGCACCCAGCGCCGCCAUCCCUACCUCACCCAGACUGCCGCGACUCUCGUCAUCUACUGCGCGGGCGACGUCGCUGCCCAGUACAUUGGCCGCGAUGACGCUCCUGUCGCGACCGCAUCGUCGUCGUCCUCCUCCACCACUCCCUCGACAACGACAACAACGACGACAAAAACAGCAACAUCAAUAGCAAACGAGCCGCUGCAACCACAACCGCCCUCCUUCUCCAGCCAAUACGACCCCAUCCGCACCCUCCGCUCCAUGUCGAUAGGCGGCCUCGCCGCCAUCCCAGGGUGGCACUGGUUCCUCUUCCUCUCGUCAAACUUCAACUUCCCCCAGUCCCGGUUUCUCUCGAUCCUCACCAAGGUGGCCAUAAACCAGGCCCUCUUCACCCCUCUGUUCAACUCGUACUUCUUCGGCGCCCACUCGCUGCUCUCCGGGUCCACCGCCGAAGAAGCCCUCGAGCGCAUCCGCCGUGCCGUCCCCGUCAGCAUGGUCAACAGCCUCAAGCUCUGGCCCGCCGUCACCGCGUUCAGCUUCGCCUUCAUCCCCAUCGAGUUCCGCAGCCUGUUCGCAGGGGGCAUCGCCAUCGGAUGGCAGGCGUACCUGAGCUUUUUGAAUAAGGAGGCUGCCGAGGCGGCGCGCAGGGAGACUGCCGCUGCUGGUGCUGCCGCUGCGGUCAAGGCGUGCCAGACAGGAGAAGGAGGGCGAGCUGUCGAGGGCAGCAGUGGCAGCAGCAGCAGAAUGGCUCCCGCGCCGGCCGCGUGCUGA
Molecule: messenger RNA, 1032 nt
Organism: Microdochium trichocladiopsis
Lineage: Eukaryota; Fungi; Ascomycota; Sordariomycetes; Xylariales; Microdochiaceae
Exons: 1
Coding region: 1-1032 (343 amino acids)
Cellular component (GO): membrane; cytoplasm; mitochondrion
Source: RefSeq, a predicted model, not a curated record